This is a messenger RNA of Closterium sp. NIES-67, 2041 nucleotides long. NCBI's taxonomy places the organism in Eukaryota, Viridiplantae, Streptophyta, Zygnematophyceae, Desmidiales, Closteriaceae. The record is from the annotation of a GenBank genome assembly.
AACUAUUCAAGGGUGACCUACUGUUGUCAUCGCAGCGAGAAGCACGAGGAGUGGCGACUGCCGUUGCUUGCUGCGCGGAGGUUUCGUCUCAGCUCCUUCGUUCCGUUACUGCCGUCUCUCCGUUCUCUUACAGAAGCGCCGGCCGGACACACGCAUUCCGUCUGCAGCCAUGCUUUCCGCGGCGUCCCGCACCUCCUCCCGAGGGCUCCACAAGGCCCUCGGAUCCAUCGCAGCCGUCCGCCUGCUCGCCCCCGCCGCAUCCCCCGCGUCCCCCUUCACCACCUCCGCCUCCGCGCCCGCCGCCGCCUCCACCGCCGUCGCUCACGCCGCGAAGCCCGCGAAGAAGGGGGGGCUGCUCUCGCUGCUCUUCGGGUCCGCGCCGCCUCCCGGGCCGCCCAUGUUCGAGCCGCUCCCCGGGGUCGCUAUCCCGCCGCCCCUGACGGAGUUUAAAGCCACGGAGACGGUGGUGUCCACCCUGCCGAAUGGACUCCGGAUCGCUUCCGAGAACCUUCCUGGCCCCACGGCGUCGGUUGGGCUGUACAUCGACGCGGGCAGCGUGCAUGAGACCGCGGAGAACAGCGGGGCGUCGCACCUGCUGGAGCGCAUGGCGUUCAAGAGCACCACCAACCGCACGCACUUCCGACUCAUCCGCGAGAUCGAGGCCAUUGGCGCCAACGUGAUGUCGUCGGCGUCGCGGGAGCAGAUCGCGCUGACAGCGGACGCCAUCCGCACGUACGUGCCUGAGGUGGUGGAGCUGCUGGCUGACACCGUGAGGAACUCGCUCUUCCACGACUGGGAGGUCAAGGAGCAGGUGGACAAGGUGCGCAGCGAGCUGGCUCAACUGCAAGCCACCAACCCCCAGGGGCUCAUGCUCGAGGCCCUCCACUCAGCCGGGUAUGCCGGGGCGCUCGGCCAGCCGCUGCUGGCGCAUGAAUCCUCCCUGGCGCGGCUGAACGGGCAGGUGCUGUACGAGUUCGUGGCGGCCAACUACACGGCGCCGCGCAUCGUGGUGGCGGCGGCCGGCGUGGAGCACGAGGAGCUGAGGGAGGUGGUGGAGCCGCUCUUUGGAGACAUGCCUGGGGGAACCGUGCCAGAGACGCCCAAGUCGGUGUAUGUGGGAGGAGACUGGCGCAUGGCGGCUGACUCACCGGAGACCCACGUGGCGCUCGGAUUCGAGUUCCCUGGGGGAUGGCGCAACGAGAAGGACGCGCUGGCAGUGGUGGUGCUGCAGACGCUGCUUGGCGGUGGCGGGUCCUUCUCUGCUGGCGGGCCUGGCAAGGGCAUGUACUCGCGCCUCUACACCCGUGUGCUCAACCAGUACGGCAUGGUGACGUCAUGCUCUGCUUUCAACUCCAUCUACAACAACACGGGGCUCUUUGGCAUCCAUGCUACAGCCCCGUCCGGCCAUGCGCCUGAGCUGGUUGACAUCAUGACUCGUGAAUUCCUGGCAGUUGCUGAGCCCAAUGGAGUGUCUACUGAGGAGCUAGAGCGCGCCAAGAACGCGUGCAUCUCAUCCAUCGAAAUGAACCUAGAGUCGCGGGUGGUUGUUGCGGAGGACAUCGGCCGUCAGAUCCUCACCUAUGGUCACAGGAAGCCGCCCCAUGAGUUCAUUGCAAGGCUGAGGGAGGUGACAGCAGCCGACAUUGCCAACGUGGCCAGGAAAAUCAUCUCCACUCCCCUCUCCAUGGCAUCCUAUGGUGAUGUUGUCCAUGUUCCUCGUUUCGACCAAGUCGCUGCACGCUUCAGCUGAUUGGCCUCCGCUGAUAAGCUGACCAGCUGAGGAGCAGAUGUUGUAGGCCCAUGCUGCCAUAAUCGACAAAGCUAAAGCUCUUUCUGCUUCCUGUGAUGGACUGGUAUACAUCAAUGUCCAUGUUCUGCAAAUUAGCCAAAGGCACAAAGUGAGUAGCAUGUUGGAAUAAUAAGCAGCACUUCAAAGCUCACGGAUUUAAAUGCCUUUACAGAGAGAGAGAUUGGGCCAGGUAGUAACCAUGUGCGUAGUCUGCUUGCCAUGUCCGCUUGGGAAUCAACAUCCAAGUCACCC